ACAUGCGCACGCGGUCUCAAGUUAAAAUCACCAUUGAAAGGGUCCCGUACAAUGUGUGGUUGGUUCUGAAUUACUAUUCAAAAGGUAACGCGUAUCAUACAUGCGGCGUGCCACAUUCAUCACGUGAAUGGUAUGAUAUUUCCCUCCUUUUAAUGGAGGGAUUGUAGUCUAAUCCUGUGUCGAGAAUGCUUUUCACUUCCUCACCACCGAUAGCAGAUAUAAUGGAUGCAGCUCGCGUCGUGCAAUUACUCGGUACUCUCUUGGCUGGGCCUGCGCGAGCAGAGUGGGGAGAGGGAGGGAGCGAAUAGCGGCGGCAGCAAGCCUCCAGCCCCGUAAUCGAGAAAGAAACGCGAAUUUACGCAAGAACGAAGUGCUGUAAUUUGCUUAGUUGGUGGGCUACAUCGGCUAAACUAAGUCCACCAGAGGUUCAGGCGACAGAAGGGGCCGUUUGUGGUGGCAACCUAAGACAUUUGGGAACUCCGUAGGAGCAAAACAACAACAGCACAAUACAGGAUUGCACACACAGGCAGUGACAAUAAAACAAUACUUACCGACAAGUAGACUGGUGGCUGCCGAGGGAGCAGGCAGGACUAGGGGAAAAAAGGAAUUAAAUACGUCAUCUGCCUCUCCCUUCAGGUAUUUAAACGUUAUUUUCAAAACCGCAAUUCUAGUAGAACUUUAAACUCAUGAAAACUCGUGUCUUCAUAGCUAGCUACUGUAGCUAACUAGCUUUGGCUAGAGUUUAGCUUACGAGUUUGCGUUAUUAGCUAACCACUAGCUAGUGCUAGCUGGCUACCGUUAAUGUGUUGUUUUCCAAUAAACUUUUGGUGUUGUUUUUACCAACCCAAACAGUGAGGGGGUGCUGCAAGACUAGAGGGGAAGGGCAGGUUCCCUUCUCGACUUAUUCCCCUCUACGUAUUUUCCGAAAAUGAUGGCAGCGGAGGUCAGUAGCGACGAUACGGGCUCUGUCUCGGCAGGGAAAGGGGUGGCGGGUGGUGGAGGCCCAGAGACGGCCCAUUUUCCGUUUUAUCCCAACCCGACCAGAAUGCGGGUCACUGAUUUGGGCCAGGGAGCUGCAACAAACCUCCGCCACCCGUUGAACACCUCCCCAGACUCCCCCCCUGAUAUAAGUAUGAUUUACCCCGUGUCUGGAGGAGAUACUGCCGGACCUGCCUUGUCCGCUACAGGGAGUGGCGGACAUGCAAUUAUUAUAGGAACAAGUUCAGGGACCAUUGGCAGUGUGUGCUACUCCCCCACCUCGGAGGGACCCGGCAUCCGGAUGUCACCCACCUCGGUGGGUCCCGACGGGUCAAGUGUCUUCCCCCCUCUGCCACCACCUCCCCCACCGCCCCCAGGCUACGGGGGACUCGGAACUGUGGAUGAAAGCGACAUGCAGGAUGGACCUGAAUACGAGGAAGAGGAGGUGGUCUUCCCCCUCUCAGCGCCGCCCACGAACCAGUGGUACCAUGGGAAGCUGGACCGGACCAUUGCUGAGGAGCGGUUGCGGCAGGCCAGGACCCCCGGCAGCUACCUCAUCAGGGAGAGUGACCGCCGGCCCGGCUCCUUUGUCCUGUCCUUUCUCAGCAUGACCAGUGUGGUCAACCACUUCAGGAUAAUCGCCAUGUGUGGAGAUUAUUACAUAGGCGGGCGGCGGUUCUCGUCCCUGUCGGACCUGAUUGGUUAUUACAGCUUCGUGUCUUGCCUGCUGAAAGGUGAAAAGCUGCUAUCGCCCGUGGCACCCCCAGAACCUGUGGAGGACAGGAGGAGAGUGAGAGCCAUUCUUCCAUACACCAAAGUGCCAGAGACCGAUGAGAUCAGCUUCCUGAAAGGGGACAUGUUUAUCGUUCACAAUGAACUGGAUGACGGCUGGAUGUGGGUGACCAACGUGAGGACGGAGGAGCAGGGCCUCAUUGUGGAGGACCUGGUGGAGGAGGUGGGACGGGAGGAGGACCCACACGAGGGCAAAGUUUGGUAUCACGGCAAGAUCAGCAAACAAGAGGCCUACAACUUGCUGAUGACAGUUGGCCAAGUGUCCAGCUUCCUGGUCCGGCCGUCAGACAACACACCCGGGGACUACUCCCUGUUUUUUCGCACCAAUGAGAACAUCCAAAGGUUUAAGAUAUGCCCCACACCCAACAAUCAGUACAUGAUGGGGGGGAGAUACUACAACAGUGUUGAUGACAUUAUUGAGCAUUAUAAGAAAGAGCAGAUCGUGGAGGGCUACAACCUGAAAGAUGCUGUUUCAGUGCAGCAACAGGAACAAGUGCUUUCAGACUUGGUGGACGGCAAGGAGAUCUAUAACACUAUCAGACGGAAAACGAAAGACGCUUUCUACAAAAACAUUGUCAAGAAAGGCUACCUCCUAUUCAACAAAGGCAAAGGCAAGCGCUGGAAGAACCUCUACUUCAUCUUGGAGGGGAACGACGCCCAGCUCAUCUACUUUGAGAGUGAGAAGAGGGCCACUAAACCCAAAGGCCUGAUUGACCUGAGCGUGUGCUCGGUGUACGGCGUGCACGACAGUCUGUUUGGCAGGCCAAACUGUUUCCAAGUUGUGAUCCAGCACUUUAGUGAGGAACAGUACAUAUUCUACUUUGCUGGCGAGACCCCUGAACAGGCACAGGACUGGAUGAAAUGUCUGCAGACGUUCUGCAGUAACCUUAGGAAACCCACCCAGCCCACCCCCAACAAGAGGCUCCGACAGGUGAGCAGUCUGGUCUUGUACGUGGAGGAGGCCCACAAGCUGCCAGUGAAGCACUUCACCAACCCCUACUGCAACAUCUACCUGAACAGUGUGCAGGUGGCCAAGACCCACCCUCGAGAGGGCCAGAACCCAGUCUUCACUGAGGAGUUCAUCUUUGAUGACUUAUCGAGUGAAAUCAACAGGUUUGAAAUCAGCCUGAGUAACAAGACAAAGAAGAGCAAAGAAAGUGACAUCUUAUUCAUGCGUUGCCAGCUGAGCCGACUGCAGAAGGGCCAGAUGAUAGACGAGUGGUUCCCUCUAAGCUCCCACGUGCCUCUGAAAGGCAUCGAGCCGGGCUCCCUGAGGGUGCGAGCCCGCUACUCCAUGGAGAAGAUAAUGCCUGAGGAGGAGUACAGCGAAUUCAAAGAGCUGAUCCUGCUGAAAGAGUUCCAUGUGAUCUAUGCUCUGGCCCAUGUGUGUGGGCAGGACCGCACCCUGCUGGCCAGCAUCCUGCUGCGCAUCUUCAGACACGAGAAGACAGAGGCCCCCUUACUCAGGACACUCAAUGACCGAGAGAUCAACAUGGAGGACGAGGCGACGACCCUUUUCCGAGCGACCACGCUGGCCAGCACGCUGAUGGAGCAGUACAUGAAGGCCACGGCCACACCCUUCGUCCACCACGCCCUCAAAGACACCAUCCUUAAGAUCAUGGAGAGCAAGCAGUCCUGCGAGCUGAAUCCCUCAAAACUGGAGAAGAACGAGGAUGUGAAUCUAAACCUAGCCCACCUCCUCAACAUCCUGUCUGAGCUGGUGGAGAAGAUCUUCAUGGCUGCUGAGAUCCUGCCCCCUGUAAAUAGGCUAUCAUCUGUCAUCGACGAUGACGUCCCCAUCGACGAUGGCUGUCAAUCAUUAUCGUCACCCGAUGACAUCAUUCAUCGGCCCAACCCUAAUAAGACUCUAAGGUAUAUCUAUGGGUGUCUGCAGAAAUCAGUGCAGCAGAAAUGGCCGACCAACACCACCAUGAGAACCAGAGUCGUAAGUGGCUUUGUGUUCCUGAGACUGAUCUGUCCUGCCAUCCUCAACCCAAGAAUGUUCAACAUCAUUGCUGACCCUCCCUCUGCAACAGCAGGCCGUACCCUCACAUUGAUUGCCAAGUCUGUCCAGAACCUGGCUAACCUGGUGGAGUUUGGUGCUAAGGAGCCCUACAUGGAGGGUGUGAACCCCUUCAUCAAAAACAACAAACAUAGGAUGAUCAUGUUUCUGGAUGAGUUGGGGAAUGUCCCUGACCUCCCUGAAGUUACAGAGCACUUUAGGACAGACCUGUCCCGUGACCUUGCAGCCCUGCAUGAGAUCUGUGUCUCUCACUCAGACGAUCUCCGCACCCUGAGCAACGAGAGGGGAGCACAGCAGCACGUGCUGAAAAAGCUGCUGGCCAUCACUGAGCUCCUUCAGCAGAAACAGGUUCACUAUGCCAUGUCCAACAGCAACAGGUAGUACAGCACUCCUCCCCUCUCCAUCCAUCCCGCCUUUUCCUUCGCACGGAGUUGCACACGGGAACCGACCAAGCAUGCUCCACUCAUCACCAUGGCAACCCACCCCUCAUCUCCGAAAGCCCCGCCCACCAUCCCGCCAAAAUGUCCCAUGCCAUGAGAACAGCAGCAAACAGAACCAGUACCUAAAAAAAACUUGCACCAGUGACAAACUGUUCAUGAUUCUGUAUGUAUCGUACCCCUUUUAUUACAAGGGUCAAAGAUUUUAUUUCAAAGCAAAGCAUCACAUACCCAAGACAUGUUUGCCAUCUCCAUUAUGAGGAAAGUCAAACCUGUUUCUUAUAACUGGAUUAUGAGCGAUAAUGCUUUUUAUACUGUAAUUUGACUGAUUCCUUUUAUGGUUGUGACAAUAGUGCUGAAACUAGCGUUUCUUGUAUGUCGUUUUAUUUUUAUUUUUCGGUUUUAGUUUGGAAAUGUUAAUACAGAAAGUGUCAAAUUCUCUUGCUGGAAUCAUGAGUAUAAUUGAGACAAACUGAAUUGUUUUGUUUUCCAACUGUAUCAUGUUUAGUUCAGUCUCAAUGCCAGACAAGAUACAUAAUCAAAGAAACAGCAGUACAGAUUGUAUCAGACAUGCAUGCACUUAUUAAACUUUUUUGUAAAGUA
This is a messenger RNA of Oncorhynchus keta (chum salmon), 4833 nucleotides long. Its product is annotated as ras GTPase-activating protein 1-like. The coding region runs from base 929 to 4174 and encodes 1081 amino acids. The transcript is spliced from 26 exons. Gene Ontology annotation, biological process: regulation of GTPase activity. Lineage: Eukaryota; Metazoa; Chordata; Actinopteri; Salmoniformes; Salmonidae. Gene Ontology annotation, molecular function: protein binding. The record is from RefSeq and is a predicted model, not a curated record.